Messenger RNA from Otolemur garnettii (small-eared galago), 3876 nucleotides. It is a transcript of the gene ATP13A4, whose product is annotated as ATPase 13A4. Gene Ontology annotation, cellular component: late endosome membrane. The transcript has 30 exons. Lineage: Eukaryota; Metazoa; Chordata; Mammalia; Primates; Galagidae. Gene Ontology annotation, molecular function: P-type ion transporter activity; ATP binding; ATPase-coupled monoatomic cation transmembrane transporter activity. The coding region runs from base 292 to 3876 and encodes 1194 amino acids. The record is from RefSeq and is a predicted model, not a curated record. Gene Ontology annotation, biological process: intracellular calcium ion homeostasis; polyamine transmembrane transport.
AGGCAAUGAGUUCUUUCCUUGGAAGUUGGGCACAGCCUCCUCUGAGACAGCUGCUUAGGGAGAACUCAGUAAGCAAGGAGCUGCAGAAAUCCCUCCUAGCAGAGGGUGACUGGUGGGAGGAGUUUUGUUUGCCAAGUAUUGUCAUUUGCUGAGAGAAGGUGUGUACUCAAGAAGGAAUUUUAACCUGGAGGAUUAUUAACUCUUUCGGUCAGCUGGAGAGCAGCUCAGAGAGUUGGAGUUCGUCUUGGAAGUGACUGCUCCAGAAAGUCAGAGAAGUGGGCUCACUUUUUCAUGGGGGACCACCUUGAGAAGGACCAGCAUGCUUUGCUCAACGAAGGAGAAGAGAAUGAGAUGGAGAUAUUUGGCUAUCGGACUCAUGGCUGCCGGCAGACUCUCUGCCUUGCUGGAUCCAUCUUCUCAUUUGGAAUCCUUCCCUGGGUGUUUUACUGGAGACCAGCUUGGCACGUAUGGGCAAAUUGUGUCCCAUGUUGCUUGCAGGAAGCAGACGUCGUGUUGCUGAGGACCACAGAUGAAUUCAAAACUUACUCUUGGAAAAAGGUAAAGUGGAUCUGCCUGUCAUCAUUAAACAGCACGUUCGGUCUUACUCCUGAUCACCCUCUCAUUGCAGAUGAGGAGUACAUCAUUAAUAGAGCCAUACGAAAGCCAGACCUAAAGGUGAGAUGUAUAAAAGUGCAGAAAAUAAGAUAUGUUUGGAACAACUUAGAAGAACAGUUCCAGAAAAUUGGCUCUUUGGAAGAUUGGCUCAGUUCUGCCAAGAUACAUGAAAAAUUUGGAUCAGGCCUAACAGGAGAAGAACAAGAAAUUAGGAGGUUAAUAUGUGGGCCUAAUACUAUUGAUGUAGAAAUCACACCAGUUUGGAAACUGCUCAUCAAGGAGGUUCUAAAUCCAUUUUACAUAUUUCAACUCUUCAGUGUCUGCUUAUGGUUCAAUGAAGACUAUAAGGAAUAUGCUUUAGCCAUCAUAAUCAUGUCUGCCAUUUCCAUAGCUUUCACAGUAUAUGAUCUCAGGGAGCAAUCUGUAAAACUUCACAAUCUAGUUGAGUCACAUAACUGCAUUCCAGUCUCCGUAUGUGGUAGGAAAGCUGGAGUCCAAGAACUGGAGUCACGCCUCCUGGUACCUGGAGAUUUAUUAAUUUUGACAGGGAACAAAGUGCAGAUGCCAUGUGAUGCCGUUCUGAUCGAUGGCAGCUGCGUGGUAGAUGAAGGCAUGCUGACAGGAGAGAGUAUUCCAGUCACUAAAAUGCCAUUACCCAAGAUGGAUAGCUCUGUGCCCUGGAAAACACAGAGUGAAGCUGAUUACAAACGCCACGUCCUCUUCUGUGGAACAGAGGUGAUCCAGGCCAAGGCCGCGAGCUCUGGGAUGGUGAGAGCAGUGGUGCUACAGACAGGUUUCAACACUGCCAAGGGGGACCUCGUGAGAUCCAUUCUCUACCCCAAACCAAUGAAUUUUAAACUCUACAGGGAUGCCAUCAGCUUCCUCCUGUGCCUUGUGGGGACGGCCACCAUCGGCAUGAUCUAUACCCUGUGCGUCUUCGUGCUCAGCAAGGAGCCUCUAGAGGAGGUGGUGAAGAAAGCCCUCGACGUCAUCACAAUCGCAGUGCCCCCUGCUCUGCCUGCGGCCCUGACCACAGGCAUUAUCUACGCCCAGAAGAGGCUAAAGAAGAAAGGCAUCUUCUGUAUUAGCCCCCAGAGGAUCAAUGUGUGUGGACAAUUAAAUCUUGUCUGCUUUGACAAGACAGGGACCUUAACGAGGGAUGGCCUGGACCUCUGGGGAGUUGUGCCCUGUGACGGGAAUGGCUUCCAGGAAGUCCACAGCUUUGCAUCAGGCAAGGCUUUGCCGUGGGGCCCGCUAUGUGCAGCCAUGGCCAGCUGCCACUCUCUGAUCCUUCUCGAUGGGACCAUCCAGGGAGACCCUCUGGACCUCAAAAUGUUUGAAGCUACUACUUGGGAAAUGGCUAUUUCUGGGGACGAUUUCCACCUCAAGGGAGUGCCGGCCCAGGCCCUGGUUGUGAAGCCCUGCAGCACAGCCAGCCAGGUGCCUGUGGAAGGAAUUGCAAUCCUGCACCAGUUCCCAUUCUCAUCAGCCCUGCAAAGGAUGACCGUCAUUGUCCAAGAGAUGGGGGGGGGUCGGCUGGUGUUCAUGAAGGGUGCCCCAGAGAGGGUGGGCAGCUUUUGCCAACCCGAGACAGUACCAACUAGUUUUGUUAGUGAACUUCAGAUUUACACGACACAGGGCUUUCGGGUCAUAGCACUGGCCUACAAGAAGCUGGAUGAUGACUCCCAUACCACUGCCUGGACAAGGGAGGAGGUGGAAUCAAAUCUCAUAUUUCUGGGAUUGCUGAUCUUGGAGAAUCGGUUGAAGGAAGAGACUAAACCUGUCUUGGAAGAGCUCAUCUCAGCCCGGAUAAGGACCGUAAUGAUCACAGGUGACAAUCUUCAGACUGCAAUAACAGUGGCCAGAAAAUCUGGGAUGGUUUCUGAAAGCCAGAAAAUCAUUCUCAUUGAGGCAAAUGAAACCACUGGGUCCUCAUCAGCAGCUAUAUCUUGGAAAUCAGUAGAAGAGAAGAAACACAUCCCAUAUGGGAAUCAGGACAAUUAUAUUAACAUCAGGGAAGAAGUCUCUGAUAAUGGCAGAGAAAGAAGUUACCAUUUUGCCCUAAGUGGAAAAUCCUUUCAUGUUAUUAGUCAGCAUUUCAGCAGCCUGCUGCCAAAGAUACUGAUCAAUGGAACGGUCUUUGCAAGAAUGUCUCCUGGGCAGAAAUCCAAUCUGGUUGAAGAAUUUCAGAAAUUGGAUUACUUUGUAGGUAUGUGCGGCGAUGGAGCCAACGACUGUGGGGCUUUGAAAAUGGCUCAUGUGGGCAUCUCUUUAUCAGAGCAGGAGGCGUCUGUGGCCUCGCCUUUCACUUCUAAAACUCCAAAUAUUGAGUGUGUACCACACCUUAUCAAGGAAGGACGUGCAGCUCUCGUCACCUCGUUUUGCAUGUUUAAGUACAUGGCUUUAUACAGCAUGAUUCAGUAUGUUGGCGUUCUGCUCCUCUACUGGGAGACAAACAGCCUUUCAAAUUAUCAGUUUCUGUUCCAGGAUCUGGCCAUUACAACUCUUAUUGGGGUAACAAUGAAUCUGAGUGGUGCCUACCCCAAGCUGGUGCCUUUCAGGCCUGCAGGACGGCUGAUCUCUCCACCUGUGCUGCUCUCUGUCAUCUUCAACAUCCUCCUCAGCCUGGCCAUGCAUAUUGUGGGCUUCCUCCUGGUUCAGAGGCAGCCUUGGUAUUCCAUGGAGAUGCACAGUGCCUGCACAGUGAAAAAUGAAAGCCUCUUAAUAUAUCCAACUGCUCCAGAGAGCAAUGGAACUAACAGUGCCUUCACAAGCUUUGAGAACACUACUAUAUGGUUCUUGGGGACGAUCAACUGUAUCAUUGUGGCUCUUAUAUUCUCUAAAGGAAAGCCAUUUAGACAGCCAACCUAUACGAACUAUGUAUUUGUCCUUCUGCUGAUCGUACAGCUGGGUGUGUGUCUAUUCAUUCUAUUUGCUGAUAUACCAGACUUAUAUAGGCGUUUUGAUCUGGUCUGCACUCCUGUCCUGUGGCGGGUCUACAUCAUUGUCAUGCUCAGUUUCAAUUUCAUUGUGUCCCUUAUUGUGGAGGAGGCCAUUAUUGAAAACCGGGCCCUGUGGAUGAUAAUCAAAAGGUGUUGUGGCUACCAUUCAAAAAGCCAGUAUCGGAUAUGGCAGAGGGACCUGGCAAAUGACCCCAGCUGGCCACCUAUAAACCAGACCUCCUACUCUGACAUGCCAGGGUGUGGCAGUGGAGUGUCAUACAGCAAUCCCGUAUUUGAGAGCAAUGAAGAACAACUUUAA